Molecule: messenger RNA, 424 nt
Organism: Pristis pectinata (smalltooth sawfish)
Lineage: Eukaryota; Metazoa; Chordata; Chondrichthyes; Rhinopristiformes; Pristidae
Gene: ndufa3
Product: NADH:ubiquinone oxidoreductase subunit A3
Exons: 4
Coding region: 74-334 (86 amino acids)
Cellular component (GO): mitochondrial inner membrane
Source: RefSeq, a predicted model, not a curated record
UGAUCUCGGGGCAGGCUCGUCGUAUUGACGUCACGGACUAGGGGCGGGGUCUGCGCGGUGACGUUCCAGGAAGAUGGCGGGUGUGCGGAAUGUGGCCGCCCUGCUGAAGAAGGCGUGGGCGAAGGAGCCGGUGAUCGUGACCUCGUUCGCCAUCGGCAUCGUUGCUCUUCUGACACCACUGCUGAGCCCCUUUACCCAGUAUCAGACACGGAUGAAUCGUGCUGUACCUUUCCAGUACCCAGUACCUGUCCGGGAUGAUGGGAAUAUGCCGGAUAUUCCUUCGCACCCUUGUGAGAAAAUUGGGCCUACCCUCGAGUGGAUGAAGAAGCUUUGAGUUGCACAUGGAAUCAGUUUGUGGUGAUUUUUGAAGCUACAUAUGUGUGUGAUUGAGAAACAAAGAAAAAUAAAACUGGUGUUCAAAAUG